AUGUCCAAACUGACCAAAGAAGCAAUGCAGGCAGCACUACAUGUCAUCAAAUAUUUGAACCAAACACAAAACAAAGUACUGCAAAUUGGUGAUCAACAGCUGGAUGGAAACAUCAUUGAGACCUACACCAAUGCAAACUGGGCAUCUGACCCCAAUAUGGACCAAAAAAGCACCUCAGGAUUGAUUGUCAAGUUAUUUGGCAGUGUCAUUACCUGGAAUUCACACAUCCAGAAAUGUGUCACUAGUUCCACAGUUGAGGCCAAGUACAUUGCAGCUUCUGCCACCAUCAGGGAGGCAUUAUUCCACAAGCACCUCCUCCAUAGUCUUGGAUUUGGUGAUCACACACCAAUUGUGUUCACCAACAACACCAGUUGCAUUCAAGUAGUGAAGGAUCCAGCUAUGCAUUCCAAGCUCAAGCAUGUCAACACUAAAUAUGAUCUCAUUUGCAAUCAUGUGCAAGUGGGUGAUAUCUCUACCAGGUAUGUUAAGACAGGCAAAAAUAUAGCCAACUUCCUAACCAAACUGGUUCCUCAAGAACUCUUGGCCUGGACACAAAAGCAAUUGGGAAUGAUUGACAUGGGACAUCUCAGUUGCUUGAUUGGCAAGGGGCACAGUUGA
Messenger RNA from Ustilago hordei, 618 nucleotides. RefSeq lists its product as uncharacterized. Bases 1 to 618 code for a protein of 205 amino acids. Lineage: Eukaryota; Fungi; Basidiomycota; Ustilaginomycetes; Ustilaginales; Ustilaginaceae. The transcript has a single exon. The record is from RefSeq and is a predicted model, not a curated record.